This is a messenger RNA of Bombyx mandarina (wild silkworm), 2847 nucleotides long. It is a transcript of the gene pio, whose product is annotated as zona pellucida domain-containing protein piopio. The record is from RefSeq and is a predicted model, not a curated record. Lineage: Eukaryota; Metazoa; Arthropoda; Insecta; Lepidoptera; Bombycidae.
CUCAACCAGACCAGUACAAAUCCGACGUCAGAACGCGUGGUCGCUAUGCGAGCCAAAACGAACGCUAUCGAAAAAAAAAACGAACCCAAAAACGUCUCAUAACAAAAUCUCUAGUUCGGUUUUUCCGUAUACAAAACAAAAAACUGACACUGAUUAUGUUUAUUCGUCUUGUGCCCAACGAAAUGUGGUUUUAGUGUGCAUGCACUCUGUGUGUCCUGUGUUUUUAUGUGUCCAAAGCACGAAGGCUUCUUGAAAGCUCAGGAUUUAAACUUAAAAACAGAUUGAAAAAUGAGGUGUUUAUUGUUAAUAAGCGCGCUGCUCGCGACCGCGCGUUCCAAGCAAAUCCCGCUAACAGAUUUACCGGGAACGACGGUAGCUGCGGUAUCCGAGUCAGAUACCACGUCGUGGCCGGGCGCCGUCGCUGCCCUGGACUCUCUCACCGUCGCCUGCGAGAAAGACAGCAUGCAAGUCACCAUUACACUGGCGAAACGGGACCCCGAAAUCAAUAGCAUCUACGACAUAUUCAAUGGGAUCGUCUACCCUGCUGGACUUGGGAGCAAUUCGAGCUGUCUCCGAGAAUACGUGGCAGAGCGGGGAGACCUACAGUACACCGUGCCUUUGAAGGGCUGCAAUACCAUGUCCACUGAUAACGACGACGGCACAGUUGAGUACUACAACAACAUCAUAGUUCAGCCGCACUUGAAGCUGGUGACCGGCCAGGGUCGAGGCUACCACGUGAGGUGCAGGUACCGGCGCCGCGACCUCACACAUUUCCACGUGUACCGACCGAGGGCCCACGCCGACAGACUCACCAAUUCACUAUCCGAUGAUUUUAAUGACAACGAGGAGUUUGACGAGGAUUCAGGAUUGUUGCCGUCUGCCACGAUGAAGAUAUAUAAGGGUGACCCUAAAAAUAAAGAGGAGGCAUCAAACGUGAAGAUCGGCGACACAUUGACCCUGGUCGUGGCGCUGGAGAAACAGCGGCGGUUCGGUUUGCUGGUCUCCGAGUGUUCUGUUAAGGAUGGACUGGGCUGGUCGGAGCAGACCCUCAUCGCUGAUAAUGGAUGUCCAUUAGACGCUGAGAUAAUGGGCAUGUUCCAAUACUCGAGCGACAAGCAAGAGGCGCAUGUGGCGUACCCCGCGCAUAAGUUCCCGUACACAGCCAGCGUGUACUACACGUGUGCCGUCAAGUUGUGCGACCUGCAGCACCCGACGGACUGCGAACCUUGCAAGAUAAAGGAAAGGAGCCGCCGCGACACAGACGACGAAGGCUCCCCAGCGACAGUGGAACUCUUCUCCGGCUUAUAUGUCAACGAGCCAGAUUCGCUUGACAACGACGACGUUAUCAGCGAAAAGAAAGAGGACGAGAUAUGUAUUUCGCAACGUAAUUUCGCCAUCGGCAUAUGCAUAGCCGGCGUUAUUCUGAUGGUGUGCGUCAUAGCGGCUAUCGCCUUCAUACUGGCUCGACGAAGGAAUCCGAAGGCGUACUCGCGGACUGGCAGCUCCCUGUACAGCGGCCCUUACACUAACACCGGCUAUUCACACACAAGCUAAAACAUCGGACGAACACUGGCCGUAAAAAAAAAAGACGCGGCCAUCAAAAUAGUCAUUAACUGUCGUAUCGAUUUAUAAAUCGAUAAUCGAUUGGUUUACUUUUUUUUUUUGUGUGAAAAGAACGUCGUUGCCGCUAAUAUUUAAAAAGUUUGUCGUCGUGAAGUUUUUGUGGGAAAGUGCCAUUUUAUUUGGAACUUAUCGGUUUUAAUACAUCGAAUUUGAUAUUAAACGAAAUAAUUGCAAUAAAACUUAAGUUUUCUAUGAGUCACGGUUGAAAACAACACAAAAGCCACUGCCGUUUAGAUGGGUUUACGUACUAAAUACAAUUCUGUUGUGUUCAUUUUCAUCACAACGAAUGAGUCAUUAUAGUAUAUUAGUGAUAGUUAUGUAAGAUUUAUAUGUGAUUAAAUUAGGUGCAUUGAAAGUAAAAUUAUAAAACAAUUACCAAUUCAGGGUACUUACUGGCCAUCAACAAUCUGACUGAUCCAGAUAAUAUAAAAGACAAAAAACAACGCCUAAUAAUAUUUAUAUAACUAAAUAUUUGUGAUAAUUUCAAAGUUAUGACUGUCCUGUAUUAAUUUCUUUAAUACGCUAUAUUAUUAUAAUUUUAAGAAAAAUAAUGGUUGCCUUGCAUUACGUAAUUGAUUAGUCUAAAACCGAUUAAUCGGAAAACAUUAUUUUUAUUUAUGUAACUUGCCCUCAUUCUGUUAAUAAUUAUGUGCACCACAAUGAUCGUGGUAAUGCACCUCCGUAAUGUGCUCAAAAUAAAUCUUAAAUACAUAAGGAUUACAGUGUAUAAUGCCCUUUGCCUCGAGCCUCGAGGACAAUAAUUAAAAAUGCGGAAUGAGGAUUUUUUUUAAGUUGCAACACUGUUUCAAUGGUGGCGGGAAAAUGUUUUCGUUCGUGCAGUUUAUCCACAGAUUAUACACUUAAUAUUGGAGAAGUUUAUCCUUUUAUGUAAUUCUAAGCACAGACACUAAGCAGUUGACGUAACUUUUCAUUGUAGAUGCCAUAUUUAAUAAGGUUUAAAUAAGUCCGUCCAUUUCGGGUGCUAUUUUUGUCUUUAGCUUAUUAUUAAGUUGCUUAUCGCUUUGAUAUACAUAUAUAUAUGUAACAACGAAUAUAUUUGUCGAUAUACGUUUCAUAACUACCCCAUUGAUUUUUUUUUAGUUUUACUGAUAACGUUUUUAAUAAGUCUUUUUGCAAUGGGGUUCUGGAACGAUAUCGUCUGUGAGUGACAGUGUAAGCGGUCCUAGUUGUUUAACAAAUAUACUGACUCGAUAAAAAAAAAAA